This is a messenger RNA of Pleuronectes platessa (European plaice), 831 nucleotides long. RefSeq names its product SIX homeobox 3b (gene six3b). Gene Ontology annotation, molecular function: RNA polymerase II cis-regulatory region sequence-specific DNA binding; DNA-binding transcription factor activity, RNA polymerase II-specific. Lineage: Eukaryota; Metazoa; Chordata; Actinopteri; Pleuronectiformes; Pleuronectidae. The record is from RefSeq and is a predicted model, not a curated record. The transcript is spliced from 2 exons. Gene Ontology annotation, biological process: regulation of transcription by RNA polymerase II; eye development. Gene Ontology annotation, cellular component: nucleus; transcription regulator complex. Bases 1 to 831 code for a protein of 276 amino acids.
AUGGUUUUCAGAUCUCCACUCGACUUCUUCUCAGCCUCCCGCCUCCUCCUGCCGCACUUCGCGGAUGGGCCCUCACCCUUGGCCCGCUCCCGGUCCCCGGAGGAUACUCCCUCCGCCUGCCCACCCAUGGCUCUCCCUGGACUGUGCUUCUCCGCCGCGCAGAUCGCCAGCGUGUGCGAGACUCUGGAGGAGACCGGGGACAUUGAACGGCUGGCCCGCUUCCUCUGGUCGCUCCCGGUGACCGCGGACGGGCGCGACUCCAUCUCCGAGCACGAGUCCGUGCAGAGGGCCCGCGCCGUGGUGGCGUACCACACCGGGAGCUUCCGCGAGCUGUACCACAUCCUGGAGACGCACCGUUUUACGCGCGCGUCGCACGGCAAACUGCAGGCGAUGUGGCUCGAAGCUCACUACCGGGAGGCAGAGAAGCUCCGGGGGCGGCCACUCGGACCCGUGGACAAGUACCGCGUGAGGAAGAAGUUCCCGUUGCCCAGGACCAUCUGGGACGGGGAGCAGAAGACGCACUGUUUCAAGGAGCGGACACGGGGGCUGCUGAGAGAGUGGUACCUGCAGGACCCCUACCCGAACCCGGGGAAGAAGCGGGAGCUGGCCCACGCCACCGGACUGACACCGACUCAAGUUGGGAACUGGUUCAAAAACCGGAGACAGAGAGACCGAGCGGCAGCAGCCAAAAACAGGUUGCAGCACCAUAUGUGUCCAGACGGUUCGCGUGCACUCAGUGGAGGAGAGUGCAGUCCGGACGGGAGCGCAGAUCGCGCGGACGGACACACUCUUCUCUCAGUAACAGACAGUGACUCUGACUUGGAUGUCUGA